Molecule: messenger RNA, 1732 nt
Organism: Hordeum vulgare subsp. vulgare (domesticated barley)
Lineage: Eukaryota; Viridiplantae; Streptophyta; Magnoliopsida; Poales; Poaceae
Product: peroxidase 5-like
Exons: 2
Coding region: 120-1238 (372 amino acids)
Biological process (GO): hydrogen peroxide catabolic process; response to oxidative stress
Molecular function (GO): heme binding; peroxidase activity
Source: RefSeq, a predicted model, not a curated record
UCCUCAAGCAAAAUGCAGCUCAUUCCGUCGAGCCAUCUUCACCUCUUCUUCUCUAUAUAAUCUGCAAAGUUCGUCUCCCUGCCGAGGUACGGGAGCUGGUGCCAUUUGAACCAGCCGGCAUGUCGAUGGCGAUGCUGUUCCUGCUCUCCCUCGUGCUGGCGUCGUCGGCCCCGCGCCUCGCCGUCGUCGAGGCGCUCGUCGUCGACGGCCUGAAGAUGGGGUUCUACAACCGGACUUGCCCGGAGGCCGAGCAGGUGAUCCGCAACGUGGUCCAGACCGAGGUCGGCAUGGACCGCACCAUCGCCCCUGGCCUCAUUCGCAUCUUCUUCCACGACUGCUUCAUCACGGGGUGCGACGCGUCCAUCCUGCUGGACGAGUCGCCGUCGGGCGACGUGCCGGAGAAGGAGUCGUCGGCGAACGGGUUCACCCUGCACGGCCUGCGGACGAUCGACGUGGCCAAGUCGACGAUCGAGGCCAUGUGCCCGCGCACGGUGUCGUGCUCGGACAUCCUGUCCUUCGCGGCGCGCGACGCGGCGGUGGCGGCGGGUCUGCCGAGCUACGAGGUGGCCGGCGGGCGGCGGGACGGCGUGCACUCCCGGAUGGACGACCUGCCGGGCAACUUCCCGGUGCCGGGGCACACGGUGCCGCGGCUGACGGAGCUGUUCCAGAGCCGGGGGCUGUCGCAGGAGGACCUGGUGACGCUGUCCGGCGCGCACUCCAUCGGGGGCGCGCACUGCUUCAUGUUCUCCAACCGCAUCUACGGCUUCUCCAAGACGUCGGAAAUCGACCCGUCGCUGGACCCGGCGUACGCGGAGCGGCUGCGGAAGAUCUGCCCGCGGCCACGGCCGGACGACGACCCGGAGGCGGCGCCCAAGGUGGACUUCGACGAGCGCACGGGGCAGAAGCUGGACAACUCCUACUACCAGGAGCUGCUGGCGCGGCGGAGCCUGCUGACAUCGGACAACACGCUGGCCAUGGACCCGCAGACGAGGCCGCUGGUGGAGCAGUACGCCAAGGACGACGCGCUGUUCCAGAAGAGGUUCGGGGAGGCGAUGCAGAAGGUGAGCGCGCUGGACGUGAUCAUACAGAAGACCAAGGGCCAGAUCAGGCGGGACUGCCGGAUGGUGAACAAGGCCAGAGGCAUCCGCUGGAUGCCCAUGCUCCAUUUUCCCAAGCCCCCCAAGCACCCCAUGCUCCAGAUGAUCAACUGGUUCAUCCGUGGCUUCCAGAGGGACUGAGCUGAGCUGCCUUUCCCUUUCCAUUUCCCUUUUCCUUUGCCACCUCUCCUAGGCGGACGAGCCUGCUCAAGUUUAAGUUUCACUGCAUCUGAUUUGCCCUGUUAAGCUUUUGUUUUAUUUAUUAUUUUCAUUUACUUUUGUUUUAUUUAUUUUUACUUCCUUCGCUCUAAUGAAUAUGUGACUUGAGCCAAUCAUGUACUUUUGUCGUGUUUGUGCCGUUUGUACGUUUGUUUAUCAACUUGGAAUAACAUGUAUUAUAAAUGACCCUUGAUCUUACUCCUUCCGUUCCUAAAUGUAAGUUUUUUUAAAAAGUUUCACUAGGAGACUGACUACAUACGGAUGCAUAUAGACACACUAGAACACAGAUUCACUCAGUAUAUCAUUAUGCAGGACCACUUAAAUAUAUUUAUAAACCAAUACAUGUGUACAUGAUUUGCUAUUUUCGUAUCAUUUGUUCUCACGCAGCAGCAUAAGCAGAACACAACACAUAAUGA